UACAUGUCUGUCUCGUCUUUUAUGAGACUUCCGUACACAUAAUCAUAGCAUGUCGUCUGUUAGAAACUAGUUGAGGUCCCAGUGCCAGUCAGUGUACCGCAAAAACGCGACCAGUUGCCAAUUGGUCGCCCAAACAUUCAGCUUCAGCGAAUCACCAGUGUGUAAGGACCUUGUUCGAAGACGCAAGACAUCUCACUCUCGAAAAGGAUUGUUCUAAACAUCUCGCCAAUCUCGAACCCAGCCGACCCGGCGAAUCACAGACUUCAACUUACAACUUCCACGCUCUCCCACCCGAUUGGCGCUCGGUCUCGAACCUCACCUCCAGUUUGCGCCAGCACUGAACACACAACCAUGGCUCAAGACGAUGGCGGCAUGGCCUCGCCAGGUCUGAACGAAGGCCCCAAGAUCACAGAAGUGACAGCACCCACCGCCUCCCCCCAACCAUCACCAUCACCAUCAGCAGCAACAACCCAACCACCAACCGAACCAUCACCAGCAACCCUCGGCGCAGACGAAGAAGAAAAAGAAGAAGGAAAAGAAGAAGAAAAAGAAGAAGAAAAAGAAGAUGAUGAUGACCCCCCUCCACCCCCAAAACCAGCGCCAAAACUCUGCGCCGUAUGUAACACCCAACCAGGCAAAUACAAAUGCCCCCGCCCCGGCUGCGCAAUGCCAUACUGCUCAAUCCCCUGCCACAAAUCCCACAAAUCCAACCACCCCCGACCCUCCCGCCCCAACAUCCCAACCCACCCCCCAAAGCACCGCUCCCAAUCCCUCUCAGCAAACCAACAACGACCCCUACAAAAUCCUCCUCGACCACGCCCACGUCUUCCAGCGCCUAGUAAAGAAAUACCCCUCCCUCCCAUUCGUCCUCGACUCGAUCCACUCCCAGACUUUGCCCCCUCCAACACCAUCUUCCAGUACAACAACACCGUCUUUCCUCCAGAACAAUAACAGGAAAAGAAAAGAACCGCCUUGGUCAAAGGAUGUGGGGUUGAGGAAGGGGGCGAGCGCGCUGAAGAAGGCGAGGACGGACCCGACGGAUAGGGGGGAUGGGGUGAGGGAGUUUUGUGAUGCGGUGCUUUAUUUGUUGAGUUUGGGGGAGGAGGAAAAGGGGAAAGGGGAUGGGGAUGGGGAUAGGGAUGGGGGGCCGAGGCCGGUGGCGGAACGGGCGGUUAAGGAGGUUGGUGAGGAGGUUAGGAUGGAGGAGAGGAGGGUUGUGGAGGGCUUGCUGAGGGAGGAGGGGGGUGUGUGA
Messenger RNA from Podospora pseudocomata, 1252 nucleotides. RefSeq lists its product as uncharacterized. The record is from RefSeq and is a predicted model, not a curated record. The transcript has 3 exons. NCBI's taxonomy places the organism in Eukaryota, Fungi, Ascomycota, Sordariomycetes, Sordariales, Podosporaceae. Bases 566 to 1252 code for a protein of 228 amino acids.